This is a messenger RNA of Patiria miniata (bat star), 765 nucleotides long. RefSeq names its product ficolin-3-like. The coding region runs from base 1 to 738 and encodes 245 amino acids. Lineage: Eukaryota; Metazoa; Echinodermata; Asteroidea; Valvatida; Asterinidae. The record is from RefSeq and is a predicted model, not a curated record. The transcript has a single exon.
AUGUGCGAGUUAAGCCUUGCCACAAGACGAGAGCAUCCCGAAGACUUCAAUGCAACUCAAGGGAGUGUGUACUUUGAUGCAGAUGAGGACACAUCUCGCUACUCACUGACUGAUAGCCCCUUGGAUCGCUACAGAAGUUGCAAGAUGCUGUUAGAUGCCGGUUAUCGUUCAAGCUGCAUCUACACAAUCUACCCAGAAGGAUUCAGUGAUGGCGGUCUUCGUGUCUACUGUGACAUGGAAACUGACGGCGGAGGAUGGAUCGUGUUUCAGAGGCGACAAGAUGGCAGUGUGGACUUCUACCGCAACUGGACCGAGUACCAGUCUGGCUUUGGCGAUCUGUCCGGUGAGUUCUGGUUGGGAAAUGACAACUUGGUGACUCUGACGUCUGAUGAUUCACGUGGAACAUGGGAGCUACGCGUUGAUUUAGAGGACCGGGAGGGCAACACGGCAUGGGCAAAGUACGCAGAUUUCCAAAUAUCCCUGGGUGAGUACAAUCUGAAUAUUGGCCAAUACGAUGCCAGCAGCACUGCCGGUGACUCUCUUGCGUAUCACAGCGGACGUCCCUUCUCAACAAACGAUCGUGACAAUGAUGCAUGGGGAUCAAAUUGUGCACAAUCCCGCCACGGAGCCUGGUGGUUUGUUAUGUGUUCGCGGUCCCACUUGAAUGGUCGAUUUACCAAACUGGGGGCAGUGGAAAUAACGUGUAUUGGCACCACUGGAAAGGCAAUUUAUCUCUGAAAACCUGCCAGAUGAAACUCUGUGAGA